Messenger RNA from Otolemur garnettii (small-eared galago), 321 nucleotides. Its product is annotated as 39S ribosomal protein L48, mitochondrial-like. Gene Ontology annotation, cellular component: mitochondrial ribosome. The transcript has 2 exons. Bases 1 to 321 code for a protein of 106 amino acids. The record is from RefSeq and is a predicted model, not a curated record. NCBI's taxonomy places the organism in Eukaryota, Metazoa, Chordata, Mammalia, Primates, Galagidae.
AUGAGCAGAACCCUGGAAAAGAUGCUGUGCCUGAGGAACAAUGUCACUGUUAAGCAAGGCUUUUCCUUCCUAAGCUUUGGAACUUCAGGAGUGCUGAGUACCUGCAGGCACUACAAGACAAAGCCCACCCGUGACAUGGGAAGAUACAAGCCCCUAAUUAAAGCACAAGAGAUCAGUGGUUUGAGUGCUACAUUUGCAGAGAUUUUCUUGGAAAUAAUCCAAAGCAAUCUUCCUGAAAGGGUCAGAUUGCUAGUGAAGGAGCAGACGGAAGAAGACUUCAAGGGACGGCUCAAAGUUCGGCCAGAACUGGAAGAACUGUAG